CAAGAAAAAAUUGAAAUCAAGAGAAUAAUAGAAAUUUUGCUGAAAGAAAAACUCCAAAAAUUAGCCGAUACCCAUAUUGAUGAACUCCGCAGUACACAUACAAAUGUGGAGGAAGAUGAAGAACCGGGACAAUUCAACAAAGAAUUGGACGUUGCCGAGAAGGAGGGAGAGACGGAUAAUUCCCUGAGCUCGUUUGAGAACUCGGAAACCAGAGGACUUCUUGAAAAAAAUCUUAACAACGAAAGAAGUGACCAAGAGGAAGAGGAGGGAGAGACGGAUAAUUCCCUGAGCUCGUUUGAGAACUCGGAAACCAGAGGACUUCUUGAAAAAAAUCUUAACAACGAAAGAAGUGACCAAGAGGAAUCACGGGGAAAGGAGGAAAAAGAAUUGGAAGAAGCUGAAGACCUACAAGGAGGAUCUUUGUUGGAAACGGAUGGUGGACAUGGGGCGGACAUUGAUGGGAAUGUUGAACCUGAGGAUAACCCUGAACUGUUUUCACUGCUGAACAGCUUUUUGGACGAGAAGAACGGAGUUCAAGAACAGGGUGCUGGAAUGAACCAAGCUUACAAAGCACAGAAGGAUGGAAUGGACUCCGACAGACUGACACAUGAACAGAAAGUAGAAUUCGGCUUAGAGUCUGAAAAUCCAGGCGAGGAAAAGAGGAGUUUUGUCACUAACACAACCGUUUUUUGGCCCGGAGGCAUUGUACCAUACGAAAUCAGCAGUACUUUCUCAAGUGCCGAGAAAACAGUUAUCGAAACAGCAAUAGCAGAAAUGGCAACCAAGACCUGCGUCCAAUUUUUACCCAAGGCUCAAACUGAUUCAAAUGCACUAGGACAUAAUUCUUACAUAAGUUUUGUCAGUGAGAGUGGCUGUUGGUCUUAUGUUGGGAGAGUGUUCAGUAAUAAACAAUUAAUAAGCUUGCAGAAAGGCGGAUGUGUUACUAACAGCAUUGCGAUUCACGAGAUGUGCCACGCCAUUGGUCAGUGGCACGAACAGUCUCGCGCUGAUAGGGACAACUACGUUACCAUGCUAUGGGACAACAUCAAGGGAGGUCGAAGUAAUAUCAACAUGGUCAAACAAAAAACACUUGACAAUAACAAUUAUGACCACGAGUCUGUUCUACAAUACAGUCUUGGGGCAUUUAGCACCAACGGUAAACCGACAAUGGAGUUUACCGACAAGCGUUUAGACUUCUUGGCCAACUCUGCAAAUGGUCUGACCUUUUACGACGUCAAAGACAUUACUGCUGCCUAUCAGUGUACAGGAACUUGUAAUGUAAAACUGUGCGAGAACGAAGGUUUCCAAGACCACACCUGCGCUUGUUACUGUCCCGACGGCCUGAAGGGUGACAGAUGUGAGCUUGUUGACACCGACAGCAAUUGUGGCGGGAUCAUUGACGUCUCCGGAGGACCAGUAACCAUCACAAGUCCUAAUUACCCUAAUAAUUACGAUGUGAAUGCUCAGUGCACCUGGCUUGUUAAGGGUGGUGCUAAAGACUAUGUACAAGUAGAUAUUGAUGACCUUCACCUUACGGAUACCAGCGCUGGCAGAUGUUACCACUGGUUGGAAGUGCAAUACAAUCUGAUUGGCCAAACAGGCCCAAGACGUUGCGGAGUAGUGCAGGGAGAGAAUUACAUUACAUCUAUCGAUGGCUAUCCAAACCUUAUGCUGCUCAGAUUUGACAGCAAGUUCAGCAGUGAUCGCCCCAGCAGCAAGGGAUUCAGUUUGACAGUCAGAAGUGUAGGUAGCGGUUGUGCCACAAGUCCUUGUGUACAGGGAACAUGUAGUACUACAUCGGGCAAUGGGUUCACUUGUACGUGUGAUAAAGGAUUCACCGGCCAAACUUGCAACAUUGCCUCGGUUUCUUCCAGUUUCUCCUGUUCAUUUGAAGGACGGAAUUGUUUCCUUGUACAAGCUACUGACGACAAUUUUGAUUGGACGAUAAAUUCAGGUUCCACUCCAUCCACUGGCACAGGCCCAGACAGUGCACAGUUUGGUAAUAAUUAUUUGUAUGCAGAGGGUUCCAUACCACGGGUACCAGGAGAUAUGGCUCGCAUGUCAACCAACCUGAACUUCCCAGCCACGGAUCGAUGUCUGAGGUUCUGGUACUUCAUGUAUGGGAAUUCUGUCGGUCAGCUGACUGUCGCUGCAUCCGGGACCACCACACCCAAGGCUAAUAUUUGGUCACUGAGUGGAAAUCAGGGACAGACCUGGACACAAGUUUCCGUAAAUGUACCGUCCACCGAUGGACUCCAGAUUUACUUUGAAACCACCAGAGGAUCCAGCUGGGACUCGGAUAUUGCCAUUGAUACCGUGGAAUUGACACCUGGCUUAUGCUUGACUGAGAACUACAGCUGUACUUUUGAAAAUGCGGAGUGUUUCCUCAGGGACUCCCCCAACGAUAACUAUAACUGGACUUUGCAAACAGGUGGAACACCAUCGUCCAACACCGGCCCAAGCAGUGCACACACUGGUUCUAACUAUAUCUUCUACGAGGUAUCCAGUCCUGUGGCCCCAGGAGAAACUGCCAAGCUGGAGACUUACAAUGCUAUACCUGCUAUGGAUCGCUGCCUUUCAUUUUGGUAUCAUAUGAAUGGAGAUAGUGUGGGUAAUCUACAGAUUUCUACAACAAGCUCUGGAGUUCUGUGGACAAAGUCUGGUGACCAGGGCGAUAUGUGGGUUAGAGCUACGGUUAACUUGCCAGCGGACCCCUCAUUUCAGCUUUACAUCGAGGCUACACGAGGAAGUAGCUGGGAUGGUGAUAUCGCUUUAGAUGACGUUGAAUUAAUUUAUGGAACGUGUCGGAGUGUUCCUGUGACCUGCACAUUUGAAGAUGGGGCCUACUGUUUCCUGGAGCAGGUCAAUGCUGCAGUGGACAUUUUUGAUUGGACUAUAAAUCAGAGAGGCACCCCAAGCUCAAACACUGGACCAGAUAAAGCCCACACUGGAUCGAAAUAUGCAUUUAUUGAAACUUCCUACCCUAGAGCGAGUGGAGAUAAUGCAAUCCUCAGCUCUGAGCAGACUACUUUCAUACCCAUGAAUCGAUGCCUGCGGUUUUACUUUCACAUGAAGGGUGAUUCAAUUGGCGAUCUGAUUGUGCUGUCCGGCGAGCGAGGUUCUGAAACAACGGUCUGGAGCUUGUCGGGCGCACAAGGAAACGAUUGGGUGUACACUGAAGUCAGCUUGCCAACAGCAGCUGACCUUGUGAUUGAGAUUGAGGGUGUGCGAGGGAGCAGCUGGAGUGGAGACAUUGCUAUAGACGAUCUAGAGCUUAGUGCCGGACUUUGUUGAUGACUUUGUUCCUUUAGAGGAUGGAUAAAGGAAAUCCAAAUGGAAAUGGAAAUACUGACAUUAUAUUCAUAUCUUUAUAUAACAUUCAGUGCUGUUUUGAUUUUUUUUUUAAAUAAAUCCUAUUAAUGUUGAUCAAACAGGUGUGUUAUUCACUGCCUUAAUAUUGUGAAGAUAUUUUAAAGAGUAAAGACAAUGUAAUUUU
Molecule: messenger RNA, 3496 nt
Organism: Mizuhopecten yessoensis (Yesso scallop)
Lineage: Eukaryota; Metazoa; Mollusca; Bivalvia; Pectinida; Pectinidae
Product: MAM and LDL-receptor class A domain-containing protein 1-like
Exons: 29
Coding region: 553-3294 (913 amino acids)
Biological process (GO): proteolysis
Cellular component (GO): membrane
Molecular function (GO): metalloendopeptidase activity; zinc ion binding
Source: RefSeq, a predicted model, not a curated record